Messenger RNA from Drosophila miranda, 1203 nucleotides. Its product is annotated as ribokinase. The record is from RefSeq and is a predicted model, not a curated record. The coding region runs from base 222 to 1133 and encodes 303 amino acids. The transcript has 3 exons. Gene Ontology annotation, molecular function: ribokinase activity. Lineage: Eukaryota; Metazoa; Arthropoda; Insecta; Diptera; Drosophilidae. Gene Ontology annotation, biological process: D-ribose metabolic process.
CAAAUUGCUUGCUAAUUGUUCAAAUGAAUUUCUCUACCUUUCUCGAGUACUCUCAACCGCCUCUCUCCGUCCCGGAGGCCGUGAAUGGAAUUGGCCAAGUUGCUGAUAAGACCCCUACAGCGCCAGAUAAGCAAAGUACCCUGGGAUCGUAAAUUCAACCGUUCAGUAAUAAAUCAGCACCCCGCCACUCUGCUGCAGUUUGCAAAAAUAACAGCUGAAAAAUGAGCGAGGAAAUUGAGGUUCUGGUCUUCGGUUCGGCCAUCAUAGAUUUCAUCUGCUACACGCCCCGCCUGCCCAAGGCCGGGGAGACGCUUCACGGACACAAAUUCCAGACCGGCUACGGCGGUAAGGGUGCGAAUCAGUGUGUGGCGGCCGCUAGGCUGGGCUCAAGGACGGCGUUGGUUGCCAAACUAGGCGACGAUAGCUUUGGCAGCGACUACCUUCGCCAGCUGCGAGAGGAGAACGUCAAUGUAAGCCACGUGCAGCAGCUGACGGGCCAGAGCACGGGCAUUGCCCAGAUCGCAGUCUCCGACGAUGGCGAGAACAACAUCAUCAUUGUUGUAGGUGCCAAUAACCAGCUUAGCGCCGACGACGUUUUCUUCGCCAAGGCACUGUUUGGCGAGGCCAUGGUGCUCGUGUGCCAGCUGGAGACACCCGUUGCAGCCACGCUCCAAGCCCUGCGCUGCUUUAAGGGUGUUUCCAUUGUAAACGCCGCACCGGCAAUGGAGCAGACGCCACGAGAGCUGCUGGAGCUGGCCAACAUAUUCUGCGUGAACGAAAGCGAGGCUGCCAUGAUGACGGGAGUGUCCAGCGUGAGCAGCAUAAAGGAAGCUAACGACGCCUGCAAGCGGCUCAUUGAAAUGGGUGCUAACACGGUGAUUCUCACACUGGGCCCUGUGGGAGCUGUGUGGGGAGCCAAAGAUUCGCCCGGCAAAUUCCAGCACGUGCCCGCUCCGCACGUCAACAAAGUGGUGGACACAACGGGCGCGGGUGACGCCUUCAUCGGUGCACUAGCCCACAACCUGGCCCGCUUCCCAGAUAGAACCCUCGACGCACACAUUGCGGCCGCCUGUGAGGUGGCCUCACAGUCUGUCCAGCUGCCAGGGACCCAAUCGAGCUUCCCCCGCGCUUAGCGUGGCUGCAGGAGACUCUCUCUAGUCCCGUGUACUUAUAUCUAAUAAUAAACUCCACCUUGAAAAAAAA